Molecule: messenger RNA, 3047 nt
Organism: Salvia splendens (bonfire salvia)
Lineage: Eukaryota; Viridiplantae; Streptophyta; Magnoliopsida; Lamiales; Lamiaceae
Product: disease resistance protein RPP8
Exons: 3
Coding region: 97-2760 (887 amino acids)
Biological process (GO): defense response to other organism
Molecular function (GO): ADP binding
Source: RefSeq, a predicted model, not a curated record
UAAUCAACUAGUAAUUGAAAAAGCAGCCAACAAAUUAUUGGAGAGAAAAUGAGAUAGUGUGAGGGAGAAGUAGUGAGAGAGAGAGAGAGAUUGAGAAUGGCGGACGCAGCAGUAGAAUUCCUCUUGGAAAACCUAAAGCAACUUCUAGUCCACCACGCAAAUCUGCUGAAAGACGCCAAGGAUCAAGUAGAGAAGCUCGAGAACCAUCUCCGCCUCUUCAAAGCUUUCCUCAAAGACGCCCCCAAGCACUGGAGGGACGACGACAAGCUGCGCGAGCUCAUCCGCCGCAUCCGCAACGCCGUCUACGAGGCCGAGGACAUCAUCGACGCCUACGUCACCCAGUCCGCCGAGAACAAGAGCAAAGGCUACUUUCAUCGAGCCUUCCAGGGCCCCCCCAAGACCCUCAGCAUCGCCACCAAGGUCGAAUCUGUGCUUCAGAAGAUCGAUGAUAUCUACAAGGAUAAGAACAAUAUCAUCGAUUUCGUCAACAUCACUGUUCAAGAUGCCGCCGAUCACCACGACGACCAGGCCCCUCAAGUUAGGGAAACGAAUGUGGUGGGUUUUGACGACGAGGCCAAAAAACUGAAAGAAUAUCUGUAUGCGGAAUGCGAGGAGCUUGAGGUGAUCACUAUUGUUGGAAUGCCUGGGCUUGGCAAGACGACGUUGGCAAGGAAGAUCUUCCGCGAUCCAAAAAUCCAGUACGAGUUCCCCACACGUAUAUGGGUGUAUGUAUCGCAAGAGUUCAAAAGGAAGGAUAUCUUUCUGGCCAUUCUCAAAGAGUUCACCGGACUCACUGAUGACAUCAAAAGCAAUUCCGACAAGGACUUAGCCGACAUGGUGCUCAGCUACCUGGAGACCGGAAAGUUCCUGCUGGUCAUGGAUGAUGUGUGGAGUUGUGAGGAUUGGGACAAACUUCUCAUUGCCUUGCCAAAGGGAAAUCCUAGGGGUAAAGUCAUCAUCACUAGUCGUCAGCAGGAACUUGGGUGGCAUGUGAACCGUCGUAGGGGCCCUCACAUGUUGCGUUUCCUUACGCUGGAGGAAAGUAAGUUGCUUCUGCAGUUGGAAGUCUUCCAAGAGCCCAAGUUCCCUCGGGAGCUGGAAGCUGAAGGAAGCCUCAUCGCAGAGCGAUGCGAUGGCCUUCCUCUUGCAAUUGUAGUCAUUGGAGGUAUCCUUGUCAAGAAGUUUUCAGGGGACACGUCCGCCAUGAAAUCUACUUGGCAGGAUGUCUCUAAAAGCUUCGACACCUACCUCAAGGACGCGGACGCGGGCAAACGCAUGGAAAAUAUUAUACUGUUAAGCUAUGAGAAAUUGCCUUACCACUUGAGAGAGUGCUUUCUUUACUUCGGAAUGUUUCCAGAAGACUAUGAAAUCUCUGCCUGGAAACUGACUCGUCUAUGGAUUGCAGAAGGACUAAUACAACAGAAGAAUGUCAGUCUCGAAGAAACUGCAGAGAACUAUCUCGAGGAGCUUAUCAACAGAAACUUAGUCAGAGCAGUCAAGUUGAAGUUCAAUGGGAAAGUUAAGACAUGUCGGAUCCAUGACAUGCUUCGCGACUUCUGCUUAACUGAAGCUGGAAGCAGCCGGGAAGGUUUCCUGCAAGAAAUCAAGAUGUCCAAGGCUGAAGGCUUCCAGCCAUCAGUUUCAGCUUCAUCAGAACUCGGGUUUCGUCGCCUCUGCAUCCACUCCAACGUCCUGGACUUUGUUUCCAGGAAGCCCUACGGCCCUAGUGUUCGUUCAUUUGUUUGUUUCCCGAGGGAUGAAUCAAUCAUGCCUCUAGGGGACAUCUCACACAUCCCUGGAGGCUUCAAGCUUCUUCGAGUUCUAGAUGUUGAGCCAAUCAAGUUCACAAGACUCCCAAGCGACAUGUACCACUUGCUUCACCUGAGGUACCUCGUCCUAUCGGUGAGUCUAAAGUUCCUCCCAUCAACAUUUACAAAGCUAUGGAACAUCCAAACUCUGGUCGUCCGGACGGAUUCCCAAACACUCGCAAUGAAAGCAGACAUUCUAAACAUGACGCAGCUACGCCAUUUCAAAACCAACGCCUCGGCCACUCUGGCACUGGAGGGUAAAACCAGCAAGGGCGCGGGUGAGAAGAUCCAGACACUCGGGACCAUCUCACUCGAGUCCUGCACUGCGGAUGUCUUUGACAGGGCACGUAACUUGAAGUGUUUGGGCGUUCGCGGGAAACUAUCUCUGCUCCUGGACGACAAGACUGGCUCGUUCGAGAGCCUGGGAAACUUGAGCAACCUCGAGAAGCUGAAGCUGCUAAACGACGCAUUCCUCGCAUCGGGGAUGCAGCUGAGGGGACUCCCUCAGGCGUACAAGUUCCCGCCAAAACUGAGGAUCCUGACGUUGUCGGCGACAGCCUUGGAAUGGCGGCACAUGUCGAUCUUAGGGUCGCUUGAUAAGCUGGAGGUGCUGAAGCUCAAGGAUAAGGCGUUCCAAGGCGAGAUUUGGGAGGCGAACUAUGGGGGGUUUCGGCAUCUUGAGAUCUUGCACAUUGGCCGCACGGAUUUGAAGAUUUGGUUGGCUUCGCACCAUCAUUUUCCGAGGCUCAAACACCUUGAGCUCAAAAACUGUAAGGAUCUUCAGCAGAUUCCGGUUGAGCUCGCCGAGGUCCCCAGUUUCGUGAAGCUCGACGUGUUUCGGUCGGAACGAGCAGCGGCGUCGGCGAGGAAGAUAGAAGAAGCCAAGACAAAGGAGAUCAACGGCAAUGUUGCAAGGCAAUUUAAGCUUUCCAUUUUUCCUCCUGAGGCAUGACCAUUCCCAUCCUAGCAAAACAGGUUGAAGGAGUCACAGUUGUUAUUGAUGGCUGAUGAUCUAAAGAAGGCAUUUGCAUUUGCCGCCGAAGAGAGUAGAGAGAAUGUGGCCUUUGUGUUUAUGUGUUGAAUUCACAGAUAUGUGAAAUUGUGAACAUUUUUUUUACUGAAUAACGGUUUUCUUAUUCCGUCGGACCUUUGUUUGUAGAUUUCUUUUCAAGAUUUGCAUUGUAAUAAUGUCUAUUACUUCAACAAAUUUUAGAUGCAUAUUUCACAUUUUUAUAUUUA